AUGAGACGACGAAACAACGGUUGCUGUUGCCAGAACAGCAAGAGGGCCGGUCGUAGCGGGUGCAACGACUCCGAGGGGAACGAACCGCCCGGAUGGUGUAUUUACGCGACGGUCGCUUUGGUCGCCGUUGGUUGUUACCUGAACGCGUUAGGUGGUGAUUUCGUGCACGACGAUAUACCCGCGGUGGUGAGGAACAAGGACGUACUCGCCCAAAACCCGUGGACCAGCAUCCUGAAGGACGACUUCUGGGGCACCCCUAUGCACGACAUCAACAGCCAUAAGAGCUACAGGCCUUUGACGACGUUGACGUUUCGAAUUUCUUAUACUCCUCUUACUCCUAAUAUACCGUCACGUUUCCUUCGAAAAGAUAUUAACGAUGACUCUGACACGAAUCUGAUACGAAAGUUCCAAGUUUUAUUCGUUGGUGCUCGAGAAGAGCAAGAGACUUUAUCAAUGAUGGGAGUUAAUGAGAAUACUCGUACUACGUAG
Messenger RNA from Heterotrigona itama, 489 nucleotides. Lineage: Eukaryota; Metazoa; Arthropoda; Insecta; Hymenoptera; Apidae. The record is from the annotation of a GenBank genome assembly.